Mesocricetus auratus (golden hamster) is the source of this 2960-nucleotide messenger RNA. It is a transcript of the gene Znf473, whose product is annotated as zinc finger protein 473. NCBI's taxonomy places the organism in Eukaryota, Metazoa, Chordata, Mammalia, Rodentia, Cricetidae. Gene Ontology annotation, molecular function: DNA-binding transcription repressor activity, RNA polymerase II-specific. The record is from RefSeq and is a predicted model, not a curated record. Gene Ontology annotation, biological process: negative regulation of transcription by RNA polymerase II. The transcript is spliced from 4 exons. Bases 125 to 2941 code for a protein of 938 amino acids.
AUGAACAGGAUAUUAGCCAUAGAAGGAUGGGAGACUUUCUCUCAGCUCCUCUGCAGCUCUGCUAGCUGGGAACAAGGAGGGGAAGGAGGAGGAGCUUAAAAGAGGUUCCUGGAAGCAGGCCACCAUGGCUGAGGACUUUGUGACCCUCAAGGACACUGCCAUGGAUUUCACCCUGGAAGACUGGGAAGAACUGGAGCUGGAGCUGAAUAAGAGAGACCCAUUCUGGGACUUGACACUGAGCAACUGCCAGGACCUUUUCCUGCUCAACCCUCCAAAACCCAGCCUGGUUUCCCAACCAGAUAUCAGGGAAGAGCUGGAAGCUACAGUCAGAGGAGGGGGCCUGGAAGCCACUGAUACUGAAGUGACUGAGACCAAGAGUUCUCCUUUACAGCAGGCCUUCUUGGAAGAAGGCCUCUCUCAGAUUAUGGAGACAUUGUCUGAGGAACUGAACUUUGAAGCCUGUAUAGAUGAGAACUGGUUAGAUAGUUUGCUUGGAGAUCCAGAAAAUCUUCCAAGAUCUGACAUUACCAACAAGGAAAGCCCCACAGAUUGCAAGAGUCAUGAAUUUGAGAGCAGCCUCAGUCCUGGGCCUCUCUUUUCCACAGGAGAGGAUGCUGGGAUGUCUGAUGUUCUGCCAGUGACACUGAAGGAAUCCAGGAGUGACUUCAGCUGUUACCUAGAACAGAGCCAGAAGGACUCUGUCCAGGGAGAAGAGAAGCUACUUAAGUGUAGCGAGUGUGGGAAAAGCUUCAGUCAGAGUUACCACCUCCUCCAGCACUGGAUUAUCCAUGUGAGGGAUAAUGCCCCUUCAUGGCAAGAGAAGGAGACUGAGCUCAGCAAGGGGGCUUUCUUUCUCAUGCGUCCACCGACUCAAACAAGCUACAAACCCUACGUGUGUCAAGAAUGUGGGAAAAGGUUUAGUCAGAAUAUGUACCUCCAGUGGCAUCAGAAGGUUCACACUGGAGAAAGCCUGUGUAAAACUCAAUGUGAUAACCUAGAAAAGCCAUCCAAGAGUCAAAAUGGUGAGCCACAAAAGCUGCUGCAGAGUAAAGAUUCUAACUCCGCAGAAUGGUGUAAAAUUCAAAAUUGGGACCAAGAAAAACCACCUACUAGUAAUGGUAGUAACCAAAAGAAACUGCAUAAGAGUCAGUGUGGUGACAGUCCAUUCGUUCUUCGUCCACGGCCUAUCAAGCAUCAGCAAUCUACAAACACUAAGUUAUACAGAUGUAAGAAAUGUGGGAAAACAUUCAGCCAGGCCUUUCAUCUAGCUGGACACCAGAAAGUCCAUAUUCAGAAACUCUAUGAAUGUGCUACCUGCCCUGAAGUCUUCCACAUAAAGAAACAUUUCAUCCAACAUCGAAAAACGCAUUUUGUAAAAACUGUCUUUGAGUGUCACGAGUGUAAAAAGAUCUUUAAUCAGAGGUCAUCACUCAUUGAGCACCAGGCUGUUCAUACGGGGGAGAAGCCAUACAAGUGUAGAGAGUGUGGGAAAGCCUUCAGCCACUCCUCCACCCUGAAGAUCCACCAGAGGGCUCACAGCGGAGAGAAACCUCACAAAUGCCUUGAGUGUGGGAAAGCCUUCUGCCGCAGCGCACACCUCCAUGAGCACCAGCGAAUCCACUCAGGCUACAGACCCUACCCGUGUCCGCACUGCGACAGGAGCUUCAGCCGUCCCUCCCGCUUGCUCCGACACCAGCUGACUCAUGCCACAGAAAAGCCCUUCGGCUGCACUAAGUGCAAGAGCACCUUCAGCCACACAGAAGAACUAGCGCAGCACCAUAAAGCUCACACCAUUGAGCCCCUGUAUGAAUGCCAGCAGUGUGGAGAACACUUCAUUUGCAGCUCAACUCUAAACUGCCACCUGAGCGUCCACACCAAGGAAAACGUAAGCGAGGUUUUGGGUCAGAACUCAAGGCAUACCGAGAAAUGCUUUAAAUAUAACAAGUGUGAAAAAGCCUUCAACCACAACAGAUAUGUAGGGCAGCAUAAGAGCCACACCGAGGUCACAGCCUCUGAGUGUAACCCAUGUGUGAGAGCCUUCAGCCAGAGUAUGCAGCUCCCUUGCCAUCAGAGCAUCCAUGCUGGGGCAGAGCCAGAAGAGUGCACUGACCCCAAGGAACCCACGCAUAACACCUCUGUCAGUGAGCACCAGCCCUUUAAAUGUAACAGCUGCAACAGGACCUUUAAUCAGAGUGCCCAGCUUUUAAGACAUCAGCUAACUCACACUGGGGAGAAACCCUUUAAAUGUAGUGGAUGUGACAGAGCCUUUAAGCAGAGUAACUACCUUAUUCAGCACCAGAGAAUUCACACUGAAAAGCAACACUUAGAGUGUAGUGUGUGUGGGAAAACAUUUCGUCAGAACUCAAGCCUCUCUAAGCAUGAGAAAACUCACACAGGGGAGAAGCCCUUCAAAUGUGGUGACUGUGGGAAAGCCUUCAUCUUGGGUGCCCAACUCAUCCGACACCAGAGAAUUCACACUGGGGAAAAGCCUUACGUUUGUCAGGAAUGUGGCAAAGCCUUCAGCCAGAGCUCCUGCCUAACCCUUCACCGUAGAGUUCACACUGGUGAGAAGCCGUACACAUGUAGCAAAUGUGGGAAAGCCUUUUCCCAGAAAGCAAAUCAAAAGAAGCAUGAGAGGAUUCACAGUGGAGAAAAGCCUUAUACCUGUGAUGUGUGUGGUAAAGCCUUUGGCUUAAGCACACAUCUCAGUCAGCACCAGAGAAUUCACACCCAGGAGAAACCACAUUGUCAAGAUUGUCACAAUGUCUUUCACAGCUCUUCUGCUCUUAGCAAACAUCAGCAACUGCACACUUGUAAAGUAACAAGUAGCAUUGCCCAGAGCCACUUAGCGACGGCAGAGUCCCAUACAUGUGAAGGCAUUCAUAUGAAGUCAGCCAUUGAAACCAACACGUUGCAAACCUCCUCUCCCAGCAAGUCCUAAUAAAAUGGAUGAAACAGCA